Molecule: messenger RNA, 1002 nt
Organism: Exophiala bonariae
Lineage: Eukaryota; Fungi; Ascomycota; Eurotiomycetes; Chaetothyriales; Herpotrichiellaceae
Exons: 2
Coding region: 1-1002 (333 amino acids)
Biological process (GO): mitotic cytokinesis; actomyosin structure organization
Cellular component (GO): cytoplasm; myosin II complex
Molecular function (GO): myosin heavy chain binding; cytoskeletal motor regulator activity; calcium ion binding
Source: RefSeq, a predicted model, not a curated record
AUGGCUUCAUACAAAUCCUCUUCUUUUAACUCCCCUCGCUCAUCACCCUUCCGCCGACCUGCUUCACCCAGUUCACCCACCAACAUCAGCGGACGGCCUAACACGCCUCCGACAAACCGCAGCGGCGCAUCUCCAAUGACUUCACCAUCGAAACUCAAGCAUGCCUAUACCGUCUCCGAGGAGGAAGAAGAAGACGAAGACACCAUUUCAACACCUUCCAAACCCUCAGGAGCGUAUGAAGCCUCCCGCACCAGCCGAGCACACACCGAACCUCCUCCAUCACCUACAGCCCGCCGUCUGCCCAUGACAACAACAGCCUCCCCCUCCAAGUACAACACCACCGACUCGCUCUCCAUCUCCAAAGCACCACUCAACAGCACGACCAAUCCAAACCGCGAGCCCCGCCGCCUCGUCUCAACAGGUCUCUCACAACACGACUCCCUCUCCAAACUUCCACCCCAACUGCUGCACAACCUACGAGAAUCCUUCUCCGUUCUCGACAGCAACAGCAACGGCAGCAUCGACGCAGCCUCCGUCUCGGAAACUCUACAGUCUCUCGGCCUGCACGAGUCGAACCUCUCACAAUUCUUCCCACCAGGACAACCCACCCAACUCGGUCUCCCCCAAUACCUCACCCAACUGGCCAACCUCCUCGUCAACCUCUCUCCACCUCAAGAGCUCCUCAACGCCUUCUCCGCCUUCGACGACGACGACAGUGGCCAGAUCGACAUCGGCGAGCUCCGGUCCGCUCUGCUCAACACGGCCCCAGACCCGGGUGAGCGGCCCCUCUCCCAGAAAGACAUCGACCGCGCCAUGGACGGUUUCACGGGCCGCCGUAUCCUGGCGAAGAACGUCAUUGGCAUCGCCGGCGUCAGGGGCCUGAAUACCCCCGCCCCGAAGAAAGGCGGCGAUGUCUUCCGCUACCAGGAAUUCGUCGCGAAUCUUACGGGUGGGCCGGCCACCGCGGAGAGUGCGAAGGCUCAGACUGUGCAGGCUAGAUGA